Molecule: messenger RNA, 1331 nt
Organism: Salvia splendens (bonfire salvia)
Lineage: Eukaryota; Viridiplantae; Streptophyta; Magnoliopsida; Lamiales; Lamiaceae
Product: cyclin-P3-1
Exons: 3
Coding region: 414-1073 (219 amino acids)
Biological process (GO): regulation of cyclin-dependent protein serine/threonine kinase activity
Molecular function (GO): protein kinase binding
Source: RefSeq, a predicted model, not a curated record
CCAGGCUUCUUCUCUCUCCUCUGUCCUCUCCCGCACAAACACACGCACUGAGUGUGAAAUAGAGAGGAAUCCAUCUUCCCUAUCAAUUGGGGGGAUUUAGUGAGAGAAACUGAAGAAGAGGGAAGUUGGGGGCUUUAUUUCAUGUGGAGUGACAUGAAAGAUUGCCAAAAUUAGAGGUGGAUAAAGCAUAUUUCUUGCUUCUUCAUCGAAUGAAUCUCCCUUUUUCUGUUGGAUAAGUAACUGCUGCAUCUGAUGUUAGUGAGAAGUAGCUCUGAUGACGCAAUUCAGACCACAAGCAUUUGGGGGUAACAUUCCUUCUUUUUCAUUAGGAUACAACUCACAUUCUUCUUUUUCAUUUGGGGCAUUGCUUGCAAAUCUUUGACAUUUAAAACCGAGCAUUGCUAUAACUGAGGAUGGGAGCUCUGUCGUUUGAACCAACAAUCUUCUGCCCGCUUGAUUAUGUGACUCUAGGGCUCAAGGACCCCAUCAAGGACUACCUGGGAAAGCCCCGGAUCCUUUCACUUCUUUCAGUUAUUCUGGAUAAAACUGUCGACGAAAAUGAGAAGAUGCUCGUGACAUCAGAAGCCAAAGAUGUCAUAACUGUUUUCCAUGGUACGAGAGCGCCUUCUCUCAGCAUUCAGCAAUACAUUGAUCGCAUUUUUAGGUAUUCCAACUGCAGUCCUUCCUGCUUCGUUAUUGCACAUAUAUACUUGGACAGAUUCAUACAACGGACAAACUUAUGCCUGAAUUCCCUCAACAUCCACCGCCUUCUUAUCACCAGUGUAAUGGUGGCAGCAAAGUUCAUUGAUGAUGCAUUCUUCAACAAUGCAUAUUAUGCUAGAGUGGGAGGCGUCACCACUAGAGAAUUGAACAAGCUGGAGAUGAAGUUUCUCUUUGGAGUGGAUUUCCAGCUUCACGUUAGCGUGCAGACGUUUAAGAAAUAUUGCUCGAUCCUGAAACAGGAAGACUCACGUGGACUCAUUGAACGCCCCAUCCCCAUAUGUGGAACGGAAGACAGCUGCACAAGCAGCAAUGAUGAUGGUGCCCUCUGUUCUGGUUCAGUCUCUCGAUGAGAAACUUGUACAUGCUGAUGCACAUUCAGCAUCGAGGACACGGGGUUCAUUCCACCUGUUAAAUUGCAACCUACUGCAACAGAUGCCCUAUCGGAUAAAAAUGAGGGCUUGAUAAUAGUUUUUGUUGGCACAUAGGUUUUUCUGGGCUUCCUUCCUUUUUUCCAUGUUGUUUGGUGGUCCCAUAUAUUGUAUUCUUCAGUCUUGAAAGUAAAACUGGAACUACGAUUCUUUAAUUGAUAAUGUCGUUUGAUAGGUGUU